Sphaeroforma arctica JP610 is the source of this 3059-nucleotide messenger RNA. RefSeq lists its product as hypothetical. The transcript is spliced from 19 exons. The record is from RefSeq and is a predicted model, not a curated record. The coding region runs from base 1 to 2814 and encodes 937 amino acids. NCBI's taxonomy places the organism in Eukaryota, Ichthyosporea, Ichthyophonida.
AUGUUGAGAUCUUUCUUAACGGCCGCAAUAGGUCUAUCGGCCAUCGGCAGCUUAGCUGUCGUAUCAGCUGCACAGCCAGCGAACGUACUGAGUAUGUGUGGCGCAGACUAUGCGACGUUGUUCGACACCGACUUCAACGCAGUUUCCGCUAAUACCAACUGCAACGACGCAUACGUUGAGAUACCUGAGGGAUGGGAAAUAGCCGCCGCAGACGAUCUGAAUGUGCCUUUUAUCCUCGGGAAAACGUCUUCCUUUGGAGUGGAUGCUCUGGUUCUAGCCGAUGGUCAUGCCUAUCAUCAUGACAACAAGGGUGUGGCCAAGUUGGACGCUAUCCACAUUCAGGAUAACACAGUGAAGGUUGUAUCGUGUGCCACUUCCACUGCAGUUCUGAUUCGAAAGGUGACAGCUAAAGCGACACAGACAGACUACACGAUUAGAAUGAGAACUCUCAUCCUCUCCACCAACGAGGCUGUGCAUCAGUCGGUCAUCAACAUCUACCUGGGCUUUGGUGCCCCGUACACACUAGUUGACUUGCACGAGAACUCGUUACCCGCCAUGCAGGACAGCACUGGACCGUUGUUCAAUGCCAUUGUGCUGACUUCCGCUGAGCUGAUGAUGGCAGGCGACAACGCCGGAGAGUAUAUGCCUGCACUAGACGGUGAGGGAUGGUCACAGCUGUACGAGUACGCCGAGACGUAUAAUGUGCGCAUCACUGUGAUGCACACCACCCAGAACGCCGACACUGCGCUGCUUGGCACAGGGGAAGGCACAAGUGAUGCACAAGUCAUUGAGUGGCUGGACAACCCCAUGUCACUGUCUCUUAAUGACUCUGUGCCCCUGACUGCAAAGUUGCCACUCGGCCAAGGCGAGAGUUGGGUCUAUCCCGUCAAAAUUAGUUCCGGGUCACGCCACAUCCUGCCCUUCAUGAAGUUCCAGGGUGAUACUGGAGUCGCAGGUUUUAUUCGCCAGUGCUACAAUCGAGAUGAGAUGCAUUUCACCUUCGCUCCCAAUCAGUUCUUCAACAGCACCUACGUGAUUGGAGACGUAUGGUUUCACUGGGUAAACAAGGGAGUAUACCUUGGUCAGCGUCGUGUGCUACUAUCUCCUCAGGUCGACGAUGUCUUCCUGGCCACCGAGUAUUACAAUAUCGAGGCGAAUCGUCAGGCUUUGGAUGGAGAACCCAUGCACAGAGCAAACGCAACGGAUAUGAUCAUUCUCCGAGACUUUCAGAAGAAAGUCAAUGCCGAUAAUCCGGGAUGGGAUAUCAGAUAUGAGUUGGCCAUAAAUGGACAAGGAUGGGGAGAGUUUGCGACUUUCAACGGGGACCUUGACGUUCCCUUGGACAACAUGAACGACAAUCUCCUAGAGUAUCGUGAUGAUUUCUUCUGGGUGACACACACCUGGAGUCAUAUGGACUUGUACUGCAUCGAAAGCAAGUGUGAAGAAUUAGGAUAUACACCAUACAAUGUGUCCUUCGAAGAAUUGAAUCUCAACGUCGAAUUCGCGCAAUCCACUCUGUUCACCGGGAUCAAGUACAGCAACGGUACCGUAGGUGAGCGCCUGGUCGAUCUAAACAACAUCUGGAAUUGGAGUCCCGAAUCAAUUGUGACUCCCCGUAUAUCGGGUUUGAACAGAUCCGAAUCAAUCCAGGCCAUGCUGGACUUUGGAAUCAAGACUGCUGUUGGAGACAAUACACGAACGGACUUGCAGGCUCCCAAUCCUUACCAUACUUUCAUGACCGAAGUUGGUGGUCUGACUACUAACGAGAAGAUGCAUGUAAUUGCGAGAUAUGCCACACGUGUCUACUUUGAUGUAUCUCUUCCUGAAGAGAGCGUGGCUGAGUUCAACAGUUUCUACGGACCCCACUGCUACGGUUGGAAUGAAGAAGGUCCCAUUGUAUUCAAAGGUCGCAAGUGUAACACCACAUCGUUCCGAUACGAUCGUGACUUAGAAUUGAACGAAAUCAUGGAUAUCGAAGGCGCUUCGACGGCUCUGAAUCUUUUCAAGAAACGUGCGGAUCCCUACAUGUUCCAUCAAGCGAACAUGAAGGCCUUCUGGUGGGAUGGAGAGCACCAGUCUCUGCUCUCAAUGUGGACCAAGCACGUCAUCAAGUCUUACAGAGAAUUCAGUAACCUGCCUGUAAUCACUAUGAAGAUGGACGAUCUUAGAAAGCAUUACGACGAAAGAGCUGCGCGUGAUAACUGUGGCAUAGACGCACGUCAAAUCCACAAGUCUGGCUCUGCGACUGUAGGUCUAAGAGUGCGUACAUCAAACGCGUGCAAGGUUAAACUUAGUCGAUCAACCGGUGCAACUAUGCAGUUCGGGACAAGUAGGAGACGAGCCACAGAGACGGAUGGCUAUGGCUUCGAUGAGACACUGAGUAUAGACUCAUCUGCCGCCGGUGCUGACCAAACUGUGGAGGUACCGUCUUGCGGCAGUCGUUGCGACCCGUACCCGCAAUCUCGUGCCGCCACACCCGUAGACGACGCCGAGUUCACUGUUCCCGACAGCCAAAUGGAUGACUUCUACACCACUGAAGAACCGGUUGAACAAGGGCCUGUACCCACGGACUUCGACCCAGCUGGAUCCCCCUACCCUUCUAUUGUCGGCGAGGACGCAAAUCGGAAGUCUGAUAGCGGAGUACCCGCGUGGGCCAUUGGGGUGGCUGUGGCGGGCGCCAUCUUUUGCUUUGGACUGUUUGUAGCCAUCAUCGUCAUUUGCAAACGUAAACGCGACCGACAGAAAAAGCUUGCCGCCAAGCAACUCGCCGUUAACCGAUACGAAACUACUCAACCCAGUGUUUCUUCUUGUUGAGUGGAGAAUAUGUUGUCAAAUUACAUCUUUGGAAUGUGUUUAUAGGUCUAUACAACAUUUUGUAUGUACAGCAUAUAACUAAAUGCAACAAAGCUGAGGCAUCGGACAUCACAAGCUGAUGUAAUAAUAUUAGAAAUUGCUCAAAAGCUCAGUCAUAUAGCACUCACCGCCCCACACUUUACUACAUAACUAUUUCAAACGAACACACCAAACUAUCACAAUUUGGAAUAAAGGAAAACAUAAAC